Messenger RNA from Rotaria socialis, 342 nucleotides. Lineage: Eukaryota; Metazoa; Rotifera; Eurotatoria; Philodinida; Philodinidae. The record is from the annotation of a GenBank genome assembly.
AUGGAAUCAUUCAGGCGUACUUUGAUUAAUAAACUAAGUAAAAGUUCAACUCAUGCUAAAACGCAGAUUGACUAUUGCUUCAAUAAUGUGAAUGACUUGAAAUCUGAUUAUUUUGAAAGUCUCACAAGUUUUCAUAAACCAAUAUGGAUAAGAAAACAUGAAAUUGUGACUCAAUUUCUUGUUGAUGAAAACGAACACAGUCGUACAGAUACACCUUUUAACCUUGAAGAUCUUAGAAUUGAUGAUCAAUUUAAUAUGAUGGAGAUUGACGAGGAAUCCUCUUUCGAAGGUCAUGAAAUGAUUGAUGGAAACGAGCAAAUUCAUAAAGGAUAUGCCUUUUAA